CACUAUUUAAUAUCGACCACAAGUAACGCUUGUUGGUCAUUACUAAAUCGCGUCCAUUACACAGAAAUUUGUUAACUGUUCAAUGACCAUAAUUAAUUACAAUUUAAUACCAAAAUAAUGGAAUGUCUUUAGGGCAUCAAUAUAAAAACCAAACGUUUGAAUGCAUCUACAUCAAUCGAUUUGGUGUGUCCGGUACAACAUGAAGCUCCUCGUAAGUUAACAACACUAUUUCUGUGACCGUAGUAUAUCUGUCAUAGCGGGCAGCUGAGCUGGUGAUCCGCCUGAUGGUAAGCGAUCACCACAGUCCAUGAACAUUCACAGAGUUAGGGGCUCUGCGAAUGCGCUGCCCGCUUUAAGGGGGUAAGAGGAUUGGCGACUGGAAAAAAGGAAUGGAUAGGGAAGGGUGAGGAAAAGGAAACCGGCCGUCGGCUCCCAACAACAGCAGCUUGCUACUGUUGCAGGCGGAUCCUCUGUGGGGGUGUGGUGGUUCCUGGUGCGAGCUGACCCAACUCGUGAUGAAUUCGUUGCUUCGUUAAAUUGUUUAAUUAACUACCAACAAUUCCACAGGUCGUCUUUACCGUACUUUCUUGUGCGCUUAUGCUCGAGGCGGUUCCCUUCGGGGGGCUAGACUUGGGCGUCAGAGCAGCGCACGCCAUCCGCAACCGUUUAUUGGGUCUGGGCGGGCGUGGCGAGAGUGGCAUCCAAGAUGUGGCUGGCAAUCUCAGCCCCGAUGGAAUCCAAGACGACUUAGCCAACUUGGACGAAGACGGCAAUCCGAUUGUGGAAGGAGCCCGGAUCGGCGCUGGUCUGUUGAACGAAGGCGCUCGCGAUAUUGGUCUGGGUGAUUUAGGAUUGGGAGGGGACUCAGAAAGCAGGAGAUACAGCCAUGGAAGGAACCAAGCCGCCCAGAACUACAAUAGAGGUGCGAGCGGCGCGGAAGGUCAAUACGCGCGCAACGCUGGUGCUAAGGAGUUCCACAAUAUUGGACAACGCCACAACAAAGCCGUGACGGUGACCAAAUCGGAAAACGACGAAAGCCACAACGUGGGCGGUUCGGAGGCCCACAACAUAGGCGCACGCGCCGGCAGACGGUUCCGCAAUCACGCUGACGGUGCCGCCGAGCGUGCCAACGAUUACGCCCAGGGAGACGAGCAAUCAUCUGCCUUGGGAUCGUAAGAAGUCACAAUUUAAACGUAUCUUUUCCCAAUAAAUACGUUUCAUAUG
Zerene cesonia (dogface butterfly) is the source of this 1224-nucleotide messenger RNA. RefSeq lists its product as uncharacterized. The record is from RefSeq and is a predicted model, not a curated record. The transcript is spliced from 2 exons. Bases 598 to 1176 code for a protein of 192 amino acids. NCBI's taxonomy places the organism in Eukaryota, Metazoa, Arthropoda, Insecta, Lepidoptera, Pieridae.